Linum tenue is the source of this 2189-nucleotide messenger RNA. The record is from the annotation of a GenBank genome assembly. NCBI's taxonomy places the organism in Eukaryota, Viridiplantae, Streptophyta, Magnoliopsida, Malpighiales, Linaceae.
GUCCCCUCCUUCCCCUGUUUUUUGCCCUCUCCCUCUCUCUCCUUUCGUUUUCUUCUUCCUUCCCUUCUCUCUCUUCGUUUCUGGUGUUUUCUCUUUCAGCUGUCCUCGACGAACUCUGUCACCGCCACCGCCACCACCACGUUCUCCUCUGUUCUUCUACUCCUCCCCACCUCCAUCUCGCUCUUGUGUUUUCCCGUUUACCAGUCCACUGUUCUCACCAGGAGAUUUGACUCCAUGAAGAUGCCAGUAGCAUUGCUCCUGCUGCUGGCACUGAGCUGUGGAAUCCAAACGACGGCGGCCGGAGAAAGAGGAAGGAGUAGCAGCGAUGGGCAGUGCGAUCACAAGCCGAGCCUCGAGCCCAGGCCGCACAGCGUCUCGAUCUUGGAGUUCGGCGCCGUCGCCGACGGGAAAACGUUGAACACAAUCGCUUUCCAGAACGCCAUUUUCUACCUCAAGUCGUUUACCGAUAAGGGCGGCGCCCAGCUUUAUGUGCCCAAGGGGAAAUGGCUCACCGGCAGCUUCAAUCUCACUAGCCACCUCACUCUGUUCCUCGCCAAGGGCGCAACCAUUCUCGGAUCGCAGGAUCCAUCGCAUUGGGAUGUUGUUGAGCCAUUGCCAUCCUACGGCCGCGGAAUUGAGCUCCCUGGAGCAAGAUACAGGAGCUUGAUCAAUGGGUACAAGUUGCAGGACGUGGUGAUAACGGGGGACGAAGGAUCGAUCGACGGCCAGGGCAAGGUGUGGUGGGAUUGGUACAACGCGCAUUCGUUGAACUACAGCCGGCCUCAUCUCGUCGAGUUGGUUCAGUGCGAGGACAUCGUCGUCUCCAAUCUCACUUUCCUCAAUGCCCCUGCUUACAGCAUUCACCCCGUCUAUUGCAGCAACGUUCUUGUUCAGAACAUCUCAAUCUCAACUCCACCGGAAUCUCCUGGCACAGUCGGCAUAGUUCCAGAUUCAUCCAACAACAUAUGCAUAGAGGACAGCAGCAUCGAGACAGGGCACGACGCCAUAGCUCUGAAGAGCGGGUGGGACGAGUACGGCAUCAACUACGGCCGGCCGACGAUGCACGUCCACGUCCGUGACGUGACCCUCAAGUCGUCCGCCGGCGCCUGCAUCGCCCUUGGGAGCGAAAUGUCCGGCGGGAUCUCCGACGUGCAGGGCGACGACAUCCGAUUGCACGACUCUCUGGGCGGGAUCGAGCUGAGGACGACGCGUGGCAGGGGCGGAUACAUCGAGCGGGUGUUCUUCUCCGGCGUCGAGAUGGCAGGCGUCGAGGUCGGGUUGGUCGCGAGGGGCGACAUGGGCGAACAUCCGGACCAGGGGUUCGACCGUGGAGCGGUUCCCCUCGUCCGAGGGAUCACGUUCAGGGAUGUGGUCGGGUCGAAGGUCGGUCUGGCCGGGAAUUUCACCGGAGCGGAAGGGGUUGAGCUCGGUUCGAUCUGUCUGUUGAACGUGACUUUGGCUUCAGGGGAUCCGUGGGUUUGCUCGGGUGUUGAUGGGUUUUCGGAGAUUGUGUCUCCUGAACCGUGUCGGGAACUGGCGAAUUCGGAGAAGAGUUCUUCGUCGUGUUAUGACGUGAUGAAACAGUCUUAUGGGAGAUCAUUCAGUUUAUGAUUGAUGAUAUGAUGAUGAUAUAUAUAUACCAUUUUGUUUGUGGGUAAAUGGUGAUGGGAAAAGAACAGAAAACAAAAACAAAGAAGGGGGAAAAAGAAAUUUGGGAGUGUUGAAUUAUUAAGUCUAGGGCAGAUUCUUUUUCAAUAAGACCAUAGAGGAGAGCAAUUUGAUUUGUUUCUUUGGAGGGAUUUUCCUCUCCAAUGGUGUCUUUUUUCUCUUUUUCUUUUAUUUUUUUGUUCAUGUUUGGAGUCUCUGCAGAUGAUGAUUUGAUUCGUGUACAGCUUCCCCAAUUCUUCAUUCAUGGUGUAAGAAGGAAAUUUUUGGCAGUGAUUUCAUUCCACAGACUUUGGAAGAGACCAAAGAGAAGGAAAAAAAGAGCCAUUUGGAUUUUUGUGCUAUAAGUUCAUUGCUUGAUUGUGGCAAUGGUUCCACUCUCAAGUCUCAACUACUGGAUUGGAUGAAAAACACAUUCAUGAAUAGCAUCUUUCUCCCUUCUAGAUAAUAUCUUAUACAAUUAUAUCAUUUAUGUUAAUUGAUAUCAGAUGUGCUUGUUGCUAUGGUCGUACAAAAUAAUGCAU